Synchiropus splendidus (mandarinfish) is the source of this 588-nucleotide messenger RNA. RefSeq names its product major intrinsically disordered NOTCH2-binding receptor 1-like. The transcript is spliced from 4 exons. The record is from RefSeq and is a predicted model, not a curated record. Lineage: Eukaryota; Metazoa; Chordata; Actinopteri; Syngnathiformes; Callionymidae. Bases 1 to 588 code for a protein of 195 amino acids.
AUGGACAUUUCCGCGCUGCCCAACAACAACAGGCCGGAGAAGUUCCUCCAGCUGGAUGUGGGGAUGCUGCCGGCCACACACGGGAUGUUCCAAGUGGGAGCGGCCAUGUCGAGUCACAGACACUGGCACAACCGGGUCUACUCUCAGAGAGAUAGGAACCAAAACAGCCCGCCUUCAUCACCCGGGGCGGCUCCAGUGCAGUUUGAGGACCGAUAUCUGGAGAAGCACAUCACUCCCGUCACACUCAAGUGCAACGUCAAGCGCAACCCUCUCUACAUGGACAUCAGGAGUGUGGACAUGGGGGAGCAGGAGAAGACCAAACCCUCCUGGACUGUGAAGGAGUAUGACACGCAAACAGUUCAUGGGAACCUGGAGGAGUAUUUGAAGGAGGACGAGAAGACGGCUAGAGAUCUGGACUUCUGGCUGGAGGACCUGUACACCCCUGGCUUUGACUCAUUGCUGAAGAAGACAGAAGCAGAACAGAGGAGGAAAAAACUAUGCAAGCUUCUGACUUUGGUGUGCGUGUCUGUGUGUGCGGUUCUGGUGGUCAUCAUCGUGCCAGUCCUGGUCCUUCAAAGGACAGACUGA